GGGCGGGGCUUUUUGUUCUGCACCAUGGCGACGGGGACGCUACAAUCACCGCUUAUUUUCCUCUGCUUUUUCCUCAUAUUAUUGCAGUUUAACCCGUUUUUCUGCGAGCAGUUCUCUAUAUCUUUCUCUCAGCCGGCGGACUGCGGUCCCGGGGGGUAUUUCGAUAUAUCCAGUUUAUCCUGCGCGAAGUGUGGAGCGAAUCAAAUCAGCGGGAAAUCAGGGUUGAGCUGCGUGUGUCAGACAGGUUUCAAGGUGCUAACCAGCAAUGGAAGAUCAGUCACCUGUCAAAAGUGCCCUGACUCAAAACCGGGUGUUAGUCAGGAUGGUUACGAGUGUAUCCAGUGUCCAAGCGCUGUGGGGGAGGAUGGUAAAUGUCAGUGUCCUGAAGGAAAAAUCCUGGUGGAAAGAAAUGUGAGCGGGUCUCUUCUACAAGAAGCUGUAUGUGAGGCCUGCAUUGGAACAGAACCAGACUUUUCUGCCCCAGAUGCCAAAGGCAACAGGUGUGUGAGAUGUCAAGACUCCUUCAUCAACACCACUCAGUCAUGUGUGUGUGGGUCCCCGAACAUCCCGGCUGGGGGAAUGUGUUUCCCUCCUGAGAAACUACCUGGUACAGUUGUGUCCACUGUCAGCUUUGCUCAGCUGGGUCUUUCUGUUCCUUCUGCGUGGUUCUAUGGUUUCCUCUAUUCUUCUGCAGCUGCAUGUCUGCUCUUUACUAAUCUGACAGCUUGUCAGGCUCUGGGGAAUAUGUGUGUGCUGAACAUGCACUCCACAAGUAGCACUGGCAAUGACGCCUGCGGCCUCUACAACACCAUCUACAGAGCUACCGCAGCCCAGGGCAACAGCCAGAACAUCCCCUACUGGAGGACUAACUUACCCUGGUUGUAUUACGGAGACCAGCCAGGACUGGCAUCAAGAGUUCUGCAGUCUGAGCCGCUGCCAGUGCCCUUCAGCUUUAAAGGUGCAAAUAAGAACACCAAUAUCGAGCUGCUGGCUGCAGUUUACACAGUGCAGGGAGAGUUUCUCAGAUGGGAAAAUGUCAGAGGAGGGAUCUUGCAGCUUUGUCCAGACACUGUAACAAGACAACAGGCUGCUUAUACCUUUGGGACGGCCUACAAGCAGAAUUGUGUCCUCUCCGUGUCUGACCUCCUGUCUGGUCAGUCAGAGCCUCUGUUCUUUGACAUCUUCCUGGUCCAGCAGAAGACUGCAGGAGAUAGACGUCUGCUGGCAGUUCCUGUGCUGAACCUCAAUCUGCAGUUCAACGGCCAGUUUGUCAACCAAGCUUCUAACUUGAAUAACUGGUACCUCACACAAAGAUUGAUGCUGAUUGACACCUUAAGUGGUAGAGAGAAGAGUCUGAGCUCCACACCCCGAGUCAUACGUGUGGCCUCUAACCUAAAGAUAAGAUUCCAGCUGGUGCCAAACACCCAGAAAGGAGAGGUGUACCCCCCUCUGAUGAGUGUGUCCUACUCUGACAUUCUCAUAACUGAUCCAGCCACACAAACCGUAGCUGUCUCGUUCUCUGUGGAGUAUGAAAUGGACCAAAAUGAAGCUCGAGUCAAAACUGAUAUUGCUCUGGGUGUACUGGGCGGAGUGGCUGUAGUGUUCUCUUUACUGAAGACAGCGAGCUGGAAAAGAAGAAUUUCUUCUCCUCUUAUUGAUGUGCAGACUAUUCUGAAGUUUCUGCUGAUCUAUGCUGGAGACCUGGCGAGCGUUUUCUUUGUCAUCACUGUGGGAACUGGACUCUACUGGGUAAUCUUCUACAAGGCUCAGCAGUUUGUGUCUGUGUUGUUGCCGUUGCCGGUUCAGGAGGAGCGCUUUGUGACAUACGUUGGCUGUGCUUUUGCACUCAAGGCAGUACAUUUCCUUCAUAAACUCUUUGAGCAGUUAUCAGUGGACGUUUUCUUUAUUGACUGGGAGAGACCACGUGGCAAGUCUACUAAAUCUGUAGAAGUCACUGGUGAAGGAAAAACUUCAGCAGCCCCUGUCAGUAUCUGGAGGACGUACUUUGUGGCGAAUGAGUGGAAUGAGAUUCAGACCAUCCGUAAGAUCAGCCCCACUUUCCAGAUCAUGGCUGUGCUUUUCUUCCUGGAGGUGGUGGGUUUCUCCAGUCUGGCUUUGAGAGACAACUCAUCGGAACUCCAGCGCUCUGCUGAAGCAUACACUCCAGCCUACAGCCGCAUACUACGCUAUGGUAUUGCCUCCACCAUGUGGCUCUGCAUUGGUUUCAUACAGUUGAUGUUCUUCUCAGUGUUUCAUGAGCGCUUUGUUGAAGACAAGAUCCGACAGUUUGUGGACCUCUGCUCCAUCAGCAACAUUUCAGUGCUGCUGUUUUCUCACCAAUGUUAUGGCUACUACAUUCACGGGCGUUCUGUUCACGGCCACGCCGACACCAACAUGGAGGAGAUGAAUUCUAAUCUGAAGAGAGAGGCGGAAAAUCUGUGUGGGCAGAGAGGGCUGUUGCCGAAUUCUGACAUUCAGACAUUUGAGAUUUCCAUAACCAGCCGCCUGCGGGCGCAGUAUGACCGCAUACUGGAGCCUCUCAGCAGAAGACACGGGCCUUCACGAUUGGUUGACGCCUCAGCUAAUCCGUUUGAGCAAAGCACAAAAGCGUACCACACCAUGAACCGCUUCCUCGGCUCUGUUAUCGAUCACGCUCAUCGUGAGAUGGAUUAUAUAGUGAAAGACAAGCUGCUGUUUGAAAGGCUUAUUGGAAUGGAGUUCAUUGAGCCCAUGGACAAAAGCAUAUUUUACAAUGAUGACUCGUACUCCUUCUCUGAUGUGCUGUUCUAUGGGAAUGAAUCGACACUGUUGGUUUUUGACACUCUGUUCUUUUGUGUGGUGGACAUAGGAAGCCAGAGCUUUGUUCUGGCAUCUGUACUUACUUACCUACAGCAAAUGAUCUUUAGGGUAAUCCGAAACGUGUUGGGCCGCAGGAACCUGGUCACAAAAACACUAGUGGACAGAAGAUUCCUCUUCUAAAUAUCUCACUAUUUUCUUUUUCUUUCUCUUUCUUGUCUUAACAUGUUUUUUUACUGCUACAUCUUAUUUGCCAACUUAGAUUCUGAAUUGAGUCGCGUUUUGUAAGUUUGUAUUCCGCCUUGUAUUUUUCAGCAGGAUUUUUUCAUCCUGUAAAAAGGGCAGCUCAGUAUAUUUUGUGUGGGAAACAAGAUUCAGUAUUUUUGUACACUGUAAUGGACAAUUUUGUACACUGUGUGAAUGUUAUAUUGUAUAUGAAUGGCCUAGUUAGUUUCAGUUUUUUAAUUUAUUUUUCAUAGGAAAGGGUCAAACUGUGCUUAAGGCUUGUAAAUCAGUUUAAAUCAGUCUGUGUCAGUUUUAAGAUGUAUAUGGAGACGAAAUGCCAAAUACAAUGCUUGAUUUAAAA
This is a messenger RNA of Astyanax mexicanus (Mexican tetra), 3382 nucleotides long. It is a transcript of the gene tmem67, whose product is annotated as transmembrane protein 67. Gene Ontology annotation, biological process: cilium assembly. NCBI's taxonomy places the organism in Eukaryota, Metazoa, Chordata, Actinopteri, Characiformes, Acestrorhamphidae. The transcript has 28 exons. The coding region runs from base 25 to 2979 and encodes 984 amino acids. The record is from RefSeq and is a predicted model, not a curated record. Gene Ontology annotation, cellular component: MKS complex; ciliary transition zone.